AUGGCGCUCUUCGCGCGCCAGAUCUUGACCUUGAUCCUCAAGAAUCUACUGGUCGUCUUUGUCCGUCACCCGCUUUCCACCACCAUCCGAGCGUUUGUUUUACCUGUUGUAUUCGUUGGCUUUCUGUCUUACGCGCGGUUUCUGUUCAUUCCGCCGUCAGUGUACGGUCUAGGGAAGGCCACUCCCGUCCGAAGUCUUCCCGAUGCCCUUGGCCUUGUAUCCGGAGGCAGGGACAAGCUGGUCUUUGUCAAUAACGGAUUCUCUGGGGGCGCGAUAGAAUCGGUCAUUAACCGAGUUGCUAAUGAGACGGGCUCUUUCGGUGGGCACAUCGAAAUCUUGAACGAGGAGCAGGACCUGUUGGAUGUGUGUAGAAAUUCCAUCAGAGGAACGUCUACAUGCAUUGCUGCCGCCGUUUUCUAUGCAUCCCCGACCGAAGGAGAAGGCGGGCGUUGGAAUUAUUCUAUUCGAGCCGACGGCGGCCUGCAGAGCAAGAUUGUGGUUGAUUCUACCAAGAACGAUGUCGAAAUCUACAUUCUCCCAUUUCAACAUGCCAUUGAUCGCGCCAUCUCGGAUAUCGAAGCUGCCAAUAGCUCUGCCAAUACUAUCCCAGCGCGCGUGGAAGAAUACUCCUACACCUCCGAGACAAAAGAGGAACGACUGACUCGCAUUCGAACGAGAUACAUGGGUGGUAUCAUUGACAUUCUGGCUGUUGCGUUCUUCAUCGGAGUAUCUGAGGUCACCUACCAGCUCACAGGCCUGGUCGCUGCUGAGAGGGAACAGGGUAUGGCACAGCUACUUGACUGCAUGAUGCCCAAUCCAAAGAGAUGGCAGCCUCAAAUGGCAAGGGUGGUGGCCAACCACCUUGCUUUUGAUAUCCUUUACGGGCCCAGCUGGAUUGUGAUGGGCAUCAUCCUCUCCGUGGGAGUAUUCAGCAAGACUUCCGCCGCGAUAGUAAUCAUCUUCAAUAUCCUGUCCGGUCUGGCAAUGUCCUCAUUCUCGAUUCUUGGGGCAGCUUUCUUCAAAAAGGCCCAACUCUCCGGCAUCACCUCAGUUGUUGUGAGUUUGCUCCUUGCCAUCAUCGCCCAAGUCGCGAGCAAGGCUGGGACGGCGUCUGUGGCCAUACUAUCUAUUCUAUUCCCACCCAUGAACUACGUCUAUUUUACCAUCUUCAUGGCUCGCUGGGAGAGGCAGAAUCGUGGUACAAACCUUGUGGAAAAGGCCCCAGAAAACACAUCGUCCUUGCCAGGCAUCGCCUUGUGGAUCUUCUCCAUCGUCCAAAUAGUUGUCUUUCCAAUUCUUGGUGCAUAUAUAGAGCGAAAGCUGUAUGGCACCGGCUCGAAGAACCGCAACAUUACUACCUCGGACUCAAUGACUGCAAUCUCUCUGGUCAGAUUUACCAAGGAGUUCCGACCUUCAUUUCUUGCAAAAUGUCGUGGUUUCUUCACCAGAAAACAACCGAGUGCUGUUCUUGCUGUGAAUGAUCUCAGCCUGGAUACUAUCAGGGGCGAAAUUCUGGUCCUGCUCGGAGCAAACGGCAGUGGCAAGUCAGCCACAUUAGAUGCAAUUGCUGGACUCAAUUCGAUAACGUCGGGCGAAAUCACCAUCAACUAUCCAGACACCAACACUGGUUUGGGCGUCUGUCCCCAAAAGAACGUUCUCUGGGACGACCUUACAGUGGAGGAACAUGUCCGGAUAUUUGAUAGAGUCAAGAGCAAACAGCCAGCUAAUUCGGACGAAAAUACGCAGUUGCUCACAUCAUGUGAUAUCAUUUCCAAGGCGAAAGCGCAAUCCAAGACGCUGUCAGGAGGUCAGAAGCGGAAGUUGCAGCUAGCCAUGAUGUUCACCGGAGGCUCGCGAGUUUGCUGUGUAGACGAGGUUUCCACUGGUCUCGACCCGCUAUCACGACGGAAGAUCUGGGACAUCCUCCUCGCCGAGCGUGGGGCAAGGUCAAUGAUUUUUACAACACACUUCCUCGACGAGGCUGAGCUCCUUGCAGACCACAUCGCUAUCCUCUCCCGGGGCGUGUUGAAGGCUUCCGGCACAGCAGUUGAGUUGAAGCACAAGCUGGGUUCCGGCUACAGGGUACAUAUCUAUCACAUUCCUGGAGCCAAUAUAUCGGCGGUUUACAACGACGUUGAUCAUAUCCGGCAUAACCACCGUACCACUUACCUACUGGACAGUUCUGCCAAGACGGCGGAGUUCCUAGCACGCAUCGAGCAUGAUGGCAUCCGGGAAUACCAAGUCAACGGGCCGACGGUUGAGGACGUCUUUCUAAAACUGGCCGAGGAAAUGAAAGCACCGCCAGAGACUGUCACUAGUAUCGACCAAACAAGGUCAUUACAGAGCAGCGGCAGUAUCAAGAGCAAUGAUGGUGUCCCCGAGAAGACUGUCAAGACGGUUCAUGGCGAUACGUCCCGAAAUACCCCCCAACUUCUCGAGGGACACCCUAUCGGUUUCUCACGCCAAGUGGCGGUACUAUUCUCCAAGAGAUGGGUCAUUCUGCAUCGAAAUACCCUUCCCUACCUGGCAGCAUUGCUGAUCCCCAUCAUUGCAGCUGGCCUCGUCACGCUUUUCCUCCAUGGCUUCCGAAAGGCUGGUUGUGAUGCCCUUUCCACUGUGGACGUGUCUGAUAUUGUUUCUUUGUCAAGCGAGGUCGACUAUAAACUUGUUGCAGGGCCGCGGGAUCGCCUCGGACAGGAUGCAAUCCGCCUAUUUGCCGCCUCGCUUUCUGGGAGUACCAGCAAUGGUGGAGUGGAAGCCAACACCUCACAACUGCUUGAAUCGCUACACCUUGUGGAUACACUCGACCAGUUCAACGAAUAUAUCAAUUCUAAUUAUUUCCUUGUGACUCCUGGCGGCUUCUUCCUGGGCGAUGACCGGUUCCCGCCCACCUUUGCCUGGCGAGGAAACGGCAACAUAGCGUUUUCAGUGAUCAUACAAAACGCAUUGGACACGAUCCUGAGCAACGUGUCCAUCUCCAACCAGUACCAGGCCUUUGACAUCCCUUGGGCUCCGGAUGCUGGCAAGGCGUUACAACUGAUCACCUACUUUGGUCUCGCAAUGGCGGUGUAUCCGUCAUUUUUUGCCCUGUAUCCAACCGUCGAACGCCUCCGUAAUGUCCGAGGCCUCCAUUACAGCAACGGUGUCCGCUCGGCACCACUGUGGCUCGCCUAUACGGCGUUCGAUUUCAUCAUCGUCUUGGUUACUAGUGCGGUCGCUGUCAUCAUUUUCCGCGCCGUCUCAGAUGUAUGGUACCACAUCGAAUACCUCUUCGUGGUGUUCUUUCUGUACGGCUUGGCUUCGACCCUGUUGUCUUAUGUCAUUUCCCUAUUCUCGAGGUCCCAGCUUGCAGCCUUCGCAAUUGCAGCUGGCGGCCAGGCAGUCAUGUUCUUGCUGUACUUCAUCGCAUACAUGAGCGUUUUGACGUACUCGCCAGUCGACAAGAUCGACAGCUAUGUCAACAUUUGUCAUUUUGCAAUCGCCACCAUCUCCCCGGUCGCAAAUUUGACCCGCGCUCUAUUUGUCACACUGAAUAUUUUCUCGAUCACGUGCAGAGAUCGAGAAUUUGCAUCUUAUGCAGGAUCACUUACGCUCUUUGGGGGUCCAAUCCUUUACCUAAUCGUGCAGUCCUUCUUUUUGUUUGGGUUGCUUCUUUGGUGGGACUCGGGUUCGUCUCUGCGCUGGCUCAAACGCAAGCAGCAGGAGGCACAGGUGGAAGACCAUGCCACUGUUGAACCUGAGCUCUCGAACGAGCUCACAAGGGUAACAUCAUCCCGGGAUGGACUUCGAGUUCUUCAUGUGACGAAGCAAUUCGGCAAGAAUGUAGCAGUGGACAAUGUUACCUUUGGCGUACCUCACGGUGAGGUUUUCGCACUUCUAGGCCCCAACGGUGCCGGAAAGUCCGUCACGAUUUCGAUGAUCCGCGGCGACAUCAAACCCAGCCGUCGAGAUGGCGAUAUUCUGGUGGAGAAUAUUUCUGUGAUACAGCAUCGGGCACAGGCCAGGGCUCGCCUCGGGGUUUGUCCCCAAUUCGACGCCAUCGACACCAUGACUGUGGCGGAGCAUCUUCUCUUUUAUGCAAAGAUCCGUGGAGUCAGCGAUCCCCGCCACAAUGUGGACGCGGUCAUGCGCGCAGUUGGUCUGGAAGAGUAUGCCGGCCGGAUGGCCUCGAGAUUGUCGGGGGGCAACAAGCGGAAGCUGUCCCUGGGUAUUGCAUUGAUGGGCAAUCCCAGCGUGCUUCUUCUGGAUGAGCCGUCUUCAGCCAUGGACGUCGCGAGCAAGCGAGUCAUGUGGCGCACCUUGGAAUCCGUUGUUCCAGGUCGGUCGCUUGUGCUCACGACUCAUUCCAUGGAGGAAGCGGAUGCACUGGCAACGCGAGCCGGUAUCAUGGCAGGAAGGAUGUUGGCCUUGGGUACCACCGAAUACCUGCGGCGGAAGCAUGGCGAUGCGUAUUAUGUCCACCUCGUGCAUCGGCAAGCACCACAUGCGACAGAGGAAGACAUGGCACGUAUCCGCGAAUGGAUUCUCACCAACUUUCCCGCCACACGGAUCGAGGGCAAAGCGUACGCAGGUCAGAUGCGCUUCUCGGUCCCAUCAACGGGACAGAGCGCGAGUAAAGAAACGGGCAGCCAGGGGUCGAGCAUAUCCACCCUGUUCCAAGCUCUGGAAAGGGACAAGAGCGAACUCGGUAUUCAGUACUACAGCGUCAGUCGGGCGACUUUGGACCAAGUUUUCCUCAACAUCGUCGGCAAGCACCACGUCGAAGAGGAAGGAGCUGCAGCGCCGUCACCACCACGGUCCAGAUCCAGCAACAAAGGCAUAUUCAGUCGCAUUGGCUUGCACAAGCGGGCGGCAUGA
Molecule: messenger RNA, 4857 nt
Organism: Exophiala dermatitidis NIH/UT8656
Lineage: Eukaryota; Fungi; Ascomycota; Eurotiomycetes; Chaetothyriales; Herpotrichiellaceae
Product: ABC transporter
Exons: 2
Coding region: 1-4857 (1618 amino acids)
Biological process (GO): transmembrane transport; lipid transport
Cellular component (GO): membrane; intracellular membrane-bounded organelle
Molecular function (GO): ATP binding; ABC-type transporter activity; lipid carrier activity
Source: RefSeq, a predicted model, not a curated record